This is a messenger RNA of Brassica napus (rape), 3650 nucleotides long. RefSeq lists its product as uncharacterized. The coding region runs from base 765 to 3194 and encodes 809 amino acids. The record is from RefSeq and is a predicted model, not a curated record. NCBI's taxonomy places the organism in Eukaryota, Viridiplantae, Streptophyta, Magnoliopsida, Brassicales, Brassicaceae. The transcript is spliced from 7 exons.
UGUCGGUUCAUCGAUAGAUAAGACACUCAAUUGAAUAUUUCUCUUUGUUUUGUCAAAAGAUGCCCACUAAUAAGAGCUAAAUAUCUUUUUUUUUUCUUAAUGCAUGAACAGUAUUAUAAAGUUCAUUUUUUGUUUGGUUGAACCAACUUUCCCAAAAUUGAAUACUAUCUUUUGUUUUGGGUUGUUGAUCAACUCUGGAAAAUUAAAAGCUUCGAUUUUCUGAUUCAUCAUCAAAGCUUUUCCACCUUGGUAUGAUUAAGGAAGCUUGGUUUCCGGACAAAACCUGGAAAAGUUGUCAGAUCAACAAUGUAGUUGGAGAUUAAAGCGUCAAGAUAUGCCAGCUCUUGUCCUUUCUCUCUCUCUCUCUCUCUCUUAUGAAGUUUUAUAAGCUUGAGAAAACUGAUAUAGAGACCAUUCGCUUUUAGUGUUUAACCUAUCUCUCUCUCGCCUUGCCUUGAAAGAUAUCCCAAAUAUUUUCUUCUUUCUCUUUUUUUUUUAUUCUUCACGACCGUUUUGUCCGGCGAUCAAAACUAGUCCAGGCCAUGCUGUUAAGAUAAACCCUGUCUGAAUCUUGGCAUCAAAUAAACGUUUUGGAGCUAGUUUGAGGAUUACUUCUGCUUUGCAACUUGGGAGACUUUUUGUUUAUGGCUGUUGCCCUCCAGAGAAGUUUGGAAUUUAAGAAGUUCAGAAGAAUCUAAGCAGCUUAUCCUAAUUGAUUAAGAAAAGAGCAUUAAAAAAAACUGAAUAAAAACCACAAGAAAGCCAUGGCCAAGAAGAAAACUCGACGUCGUGCAGAUGCUGGACAGGAGAGGGAUCAUUUAGGCUGCAUGUGGGGAUUUAUGAAUAUGUUUACUUUCCGCCAUGGACCACUCUCUCACAAGCUCCUUUUCGAACCAAAGCAUGUUGUGUUAAUUGUUCCAUCAGCUGCUGGAAGUCCUAGGAACAAUGAACUUGACAAGUCCAAAUGCCGUGACAAAGGAUCUGAAGAAACCCAUGUUGGUGAAGAAGGCAAUGUCACGAUCACGAUUAUAAAGCCAAGUGUGAAGAAACUCAUAGCAGAAGAGUUGCUCAUCGACAAGGAAAUCAAGAAGCAGAGGGAGGAGAAUGCUGAAACAGGACAGUUGUCAGACUCUGAACUCGAAGGAAGAAGAAGGAAAAACCAUAGGAGAAAAAACAAGACCCGCAAGAACAGCUGCGGUGAUUUUAGCCAUAUUUUAAACACAGCUGCUGAAAGUGAAGAGCCUAAAGUUAAUCGCAGAGCUAAGAAGGGCUCUGAGAGAAGUCUUGACAUUGAUAAUAUGGUCGAAGAGUUCUGUGCAGAGUUACAUCGCAGAAGCCGUGCAAAGAAUGGGAUGCUGAACCACAAACACGGCCAAGAAGAUUAUAAAGAAAAGCUGAGGGAGUUGGUCAAGUUUUUAAUCAGUCAGAAGCUUUUACAUGGAGAAAAUAGUGAAAUAAUCCUUACAUCCAAGGACUUGAUGGAAGUGUUUCAGAUUCUUGGAUCAGAUGAGGAUUUGUUUCUCAAACUUCUGCAAGAUCCAGAGAUAUUUGUGCCUAAAAGCCAGAAAGGAGAAGAAAGCUUGAGCUUGUUUGAGAGAACACAAGAAGGAGAGAAAGAAGCUUCAGACCGUAUUUUCAUACUGAAGCCAAGAUCAGCAAGCUUUUCAAGUUUGUCACCUGAGUCUCAUUUGAUGAGAAACAAAAUAGAGAAGGAGAGAAACAGCAGUUCACAUUUCUUUCUUUCAGAGAUCAAGAGGAAGCUGAAACAAGCAAUCAGAAAGGAGCAGCGUGAGAGAGGGUUUCCUAAAAUUAAUGUGCCAUCUAAAGAUCAUUUCUUUUUCGAGCGGAUGGCAAAGCCUUCAUCAAAAUCUCAGAAGAACAAUGAAGACGAUAGAAUGCAAAAGGUGUCUAACAUUUAUGCAGAGGCCAAGAAACAUCUGUCUGAGAUGUUAAUGUUAAACAAUGGAGAUGUAGAUUCAAACUCAACGACCAGACAGUUUCAAAACAGCAGCCUGGGAAAUAUUCUCUCCCUUCCUGACUACUUGUCUCCUCUAAGCAGCCCAUGGGAAAAGAGCUCACCUUCACACAGGAAGUCUGCUUCUGCUGAUUUCAUCAAUGCUGUGAGCCUACCAAACCAUGCAAUGAAAAAUAAUGAUCUUCCGGUCUGUGAUCUAAGCAAAGAACCUGUCAUUUCAAUCGAGUCUACUGAACCUACUGAUAAAAUUGUUGACAUUGAGGAUGGAACUGCUAACACUGCAGCAAAUCUUCCAGGUUCUACAGAUGAUGUAAUGAUUAUUAAUGAGAUAGAUAUAGUUCCAGAGGAAGCAAUCCAUAAUUUGGUUGGUGACUUACCCAAAGCUGAAGCUCAUGAUGAACAGAGAGAUAGUAUAAUCUCAAAACAGGCUUCUGAUGAAGAGAGACAACCACCAGUGUCUUCCUCUGUGGCAUCACCAUCUCACUGUUUAGCUAAAAGUGAGGAGGAGUGCAAAUCACAUGUUCCGGAAUGGUCAAGCCCAGUAUCAGUUCUUGAACCACUCUUCACUGAAGAUGAUAUAAGCCCACCAAAAAUGCGAUCUCAGUCUGAUGAAGAAGAAGCACAAGUUCAACCAUGGUGUAUCCACUUCGAUGAUAACGAAUAUUCUGUCAAAACCAUCACAAGUGACAAAGAAGUGGUGUUCAAGUAUGUAAGAUCUGUCUUGGACGCUGUUGUCUCGGAUUUUGAAGAGCUCUAUCUCAAGGCGCAAUUCUCUGACCAGCUUCUUGAACCGGCACUGAUCAGCAACAUACCAUUCUCUCCAAACCAGCUUUGUCAUGACCAUGAGCUCCUCUUUGACUGCAUCAACGAAGUAAUCAUGGAGCUCUGCUGUUGCCCUCCAUGGGCUUCGUUUGUUGCACCAAGAACCCGAGUCUUCUCUACCGUCAAAAGCAUCGUUCACGAGGUUCAAGAAGUGGUCUACUGGCAUCUCUUGCCUUUGCCACUCCCUCACGCGCUGGAUCAAAUAGUUAGGAAAGAUUUGGCUAAAUCUGGAAACUGGUUAGACAUCAGAUAUGACAUUGACUGCAUUGGCUUUGAAACUAGUGAACUGAUUCUCGAGGAAUUACUUGAAGAGCUCGCUCUGAACUGCCUCAACAACAGUGAGCACUCUCUGGUUCCAGCUGAGUUGAAGACUGAUGAGAGCAUCCUUGUUUUAUAAAAAGGUCAUGAAAAGUGAAAACUCUCACCAUUGUUAACUUUCAUUAGCGUAGAACCAUGUAGAUACAUUGUAUUACUUAAUAACUCUCAUAGAGCUGCGACGGCUGAGAGAGAGAGAGAAGAGAUCCUUUUACGAUCAGCCUGGAGACUGUUUGUGCUGGGGCCAUUAUAGAAUCACUUUCAAAGACAGCACCAUUGCCAUUGGUCUCUUCUUCUUUUAAGGUAUAUAAUAUAUCUAUAAUAUAUAUAUAUAUAUAUAUAUUUUUUUUUUUGAACAACUAAUAUAUCUAUAAUAUAUUUAUUUGUAAUUUGAGUGUUUGUGUGUUUGUAUGUUGAGAUGCAGAUAGAUGUGGUAGUGUUUCGUUCUCGUUGAUUUAUUUGUGUUUGUAAUCUUUUCAGAAGUUGACAUAAACAAGGUAUUAUCAUUGAUUAAGAGUGUGAUCUGGGCGGUGACAAU